Messenger RNA from Adineta steineri, 900 nucleotides. Lineage: Eukaryota; Metazoa; Rotifera; Eurotatoria; Adinetida; Adinetidae. The record is from the annotation of a GenBank genome assembly.
AUGAAUUUAAUUGAACAAAUUUUGAACCAAAAUCCUCAUGUUCAUAUACACGAUGAUAAACGUGUAUAUGUUGAGGAAAUCAUUCAUUCAUUAAUUAAAGAUGGACGAAAUAUGUUACAUGUUGUAGCAGAUUUUGAUUUUACAUUAACAAUGUAUGAAAAAAAUGGAGUUCGUCUACCAUCAACAUUUGGUGUUAUUGAAUCAAGUGAUAUUAUCAAAUUACCUGAUGGUUCAUUACUUCGAGAUAAAUCGGAACAAUUACGUUUAAAAUAUCAUCCAAUUGAAAUUGAUGUUCAUAUGGAUGUUAAUGAAAAAAUACCUUAUAUGAUUGAAUGGUGGCGUUCAGCUCAAAAUCUCUUUGUUUUAUCAAAUUUAAACAAGUCUUUCUUACAUGAACUUGUUUUUCAAUCAAACAUGGAAUUAAAAAAAGGUGUUCGGGAGUUUAUAUUAGAUUUAUUAACUAGUGAAACUCCUAUUUUAAUAUUCUCAGCUGGUUUAGGUGAUAUUAUUGAGAUUUUCUUCGAAAAAGAAAUUCCUGAAUUUAAACAUAAUCAUAAAGCUUCACAUAUUGUUUCAAAUUUUAUUCGAUAUGAUACUGAUGGCAAACUUUUAACAUUUAAUGAUAAAUUAAUUCAUUCAUUUAAUAAAAAUGAACAUGAAAUUCAUGAUACAUCCUAUUUUCAAACAAUAUUAAAUCGUCCAAAUGUUAUUCUUCUAGGUGAUACACUUGGUGAUAUUGGUAUGAUAGGUGGAAUGAAAAAUUUAAAACAAAUAUUAAAAAUUGGUUAUUUAAAUCAUAGUACACCGGCGAAAUUAGAAGUUUAUAAAAAUGUUUAUGAUAUUGUUAUAUGUGAUGAUCAAACAUUUGAUGUCCCAAAUAGAAUUUUAAAAGCAAUUUAA